Beta vulgaris subsp. vulgaris (sugar beet) is the source of this 1225-nucleotide messenger RNA. RefSeq names its product petal death protein. The transcript is spliced from 7 exons. The record is from RefSeq and is a predicted model, not a curated record. Lineage: Eukaryota; Viridiplantae; Streptophyta; Magnoliopsida; Caryophyllales; Amaranthaceae. Gene Ontology annotation, molecular function: catalytic activity. The coding region runs from base 77 to 985 and encodes 302 amino acids.
AGAACAACAAAAUAUAAUCCAACUAAAAACACUACAACAAAUAUAACACCAACAAAGCAAGCUACUUACUCUAAAAAUGGGGUCUAUUGAGGCUAAUAAUGUGGCGGUGGGGAAGACGACGAUGCACCGUCUGAUAGCGGAGGAAGGCGCGGUGUUGAUGCCGGGUGUCCAAGACGCUUUCUCUGCAGCAAUUGCGGCAAAGACGGGGUUUAAGGCCUGCUUUGUAUCUGGCUUUGGUGUUUCCGCUGCUCUCCUUGGCUUACCUGACUUUGGCUUGCUCACGACUACUGAAGUUACACAGGUUACUAGUAGAAUAACAGCGGCUUCUCCAAAUUUGUGUGUCAUUGUUGAUGGAGACACUGGUGGUGGCGGUCCUCUAAACGUACAAAGAUUCAUCAAAGACUUGAUUGCGGCGGGUGCUAAGGGCGUCUUUUUAGAGGAUCAAGUUUGGCCAAAGAAGUGUGGUCAUAUGCGGGGCAAGAUGGUUGUCCCAGCAGAGGAACAUGCACUCAAAAUAGCAGCUGCAAGAGAAGCCAUUGGAGAUGAUGAUUUUUUCCUAGUAGCAAGAACCGAUGCACGAGCACCCCAUGGUCUUCAAGAAGCUAUCAAACGUGCAAACCUUUAUAAGGAGGCUGGUGCUGAUGCCACCUUUGUUGAGGCACCUGCCAACAUUGAUGAGUUGAAUGAGGUUGUUAAAGGUGUUAAAGGUUUGAGAAUUGCAAACAUGAUUGAAGGUGGAAAGACUCCAUUGCACACACCAGCUGAAUUUCAAGAAAUGGGUUUUCACUUGAUUGCUCAUUCACUCUCAACACUCUAUGCUACAACCAAGGCUUUGAUGGGUAUCUUGAGGACUCUUAAGGAGAAGGGAACUACUAGGGAUGAUUUUGAUCAAAUGGUUACAUUCAAUGAAUUCAAUGAUAUGAUUAGCUUGGAGUCUUGGUAUGAGGUUGAAUCAAAGUUCAAGAACUUCACUCCUAAAGUUUGAUUGUAUAAUUUAAAUUUAUCAAAUUAUGGAUUACCAAAUAUAUGACUUUGAUAUCUACUUAUAUUCACUUGUUUACUAUCGUUCGAACGCAUGCAUUUGAGGAUUGUAUCCUGUAAUUUCUAUCAGGGCGUUAAAGCUCACGUCUCACGAGUUAUAAUCGUGAAGCUUAGCUUUUGAGUUGAUAUAUAUAUAACUUUCUUCUGAUUAUAUGAAAGUAAAUAAAGUACUUUAUUGCUACCA